Mercurialis annua (annual mercury) is the source of this 1192-nucleotide messenger RNA. Its product is annotated as vesicle-associated protein 1-2. Bases 156 to 875 code for a protein of 239 amino acids. The record is from RefSeq and is a predicted model, not a curated record. Gene Ontology annotation, biological process: endoplasmic reticulum membrane organization. The transcript has 9 exons. Gene Ontology annotation, cellular component: endoplasmic reticulum membrane; plasma membrane. NCBI's taxonomy places the organism in Eukaryota, Viridiplantae, Streptophyta, Magnoliopsida, Malpighiales, Euphorbiaceae.
UUAAAAGUUCAAAUUCAAAAAGAUAUUGUUCCACAGACGACAUUAGUGGAUGGUAAAAGAAAAAAAGAGUAAACUAAAGAAAAAGACAGUGGUGACCGGAAACAAACCGGAAACAAACGCAAACCUGAGAUCGAACUCUCACCGAUCCCAUAGCCAUGGCUAACCUCGAACUCCUCACCAUCGAGCCUCAAGAGCUUCAGUUUCCAUUUGAAUUGAAGAAGCAGAUCUCGUGUUCUUUACAGCUGCUAAACAAGAGUGAUAAUUAUGUGGCUUUUAAGGUUAAGACAACGAAUCCUAAAAAGUACUGUGUUAGGCCUAACACUGGGAUGGUUUUGCCACGGUCCACUUGUGAUGUUAUAGUAACAAUGCAAGCACAAAAGGAGGCACCUCUUGAUUUGCAAUGUAAGGACAAGUUUUUACUGCAGAGCGUCGUCGCAAGUCCCGGAGCUACUGCAAAAGAUAUCAACGCCGAGAUGUUUAAUAAAGAUGCAGGUCAUGUAGUGGAAGAGAGCAAAUUGAGGGUUGUUUAUGUAGCUCCGCCUAGACUGCCAUCUCCGGUUCAUGAAGGAUCAGAGGAAGGUUCUUCACCUAGAGCUUCUGUAUCAGACAAUGGGAAUCUGACUGAACGUUCAGUGGUUUCAAAAGCUUUUGCGGAGAGACAUGAGCCUCAAAAUAACUCGGUUGAGACAAAGUCUCUUAUUUCCAAGCUGACUGAGGAGAAAAAUUCCGCUAUUCAGCAAAACAACAAGCUUCAGCAAGAACUGGAGUUGUUGAGGAAUCAAAGUAGCAAAAGCCGCACUGGUAUCUCAUUUAUAUAUGUUCUUCUCGUCGGAUUGGUUGGUGUCCUUUUGGGGUACAUCGUGAAGCGAACAUGACCAAUCAAAAGCAUGUUGAUGCUUAUGUUGUACAUCCCAAUUGAAGAAUUGAAAAGUUGAAUCUUAGAGACAUCAACUAUGUGGCUGAUCAGCAUGUAACUCUUCUUUAUUGGUACGUAUUUUACAGAAAGUGUCAACUGGUAGAUGCUGUUCACUGUAUUAAUUAUUAGCAGCAGUUGAUAGUAGGAAAGCUCAAAGGACUUGUAGAUUCUGUAAUUGCCUAGUUUAAGCUUAUUGUGUGACCACUUCUCGAUGAGUAUUCCGUGCCCGACUUCCCUCGUAUUUUUGUGCUUAUGCAAUUUUUACUUUCUGCUUUA